AUGCGGCUUAGUUUACUCUUCAGGUAAGAAACUUUGAUGACUGCUACAGCGACAACCUGUUGCUUCUCGUGGACUUGAGUGUACACAACCUCACAUGUGGAUGUCUGCAUCCUUCUCUGUCAGCGGCUACGCUUGUUGAGGUUUUUUCCAUAAAGUUGGCACUUCUGGCGGCGAAGUUUUUUGGCUUUUACGCACGAAGUCUUGUCGUUGCGCACUGGGCGCUGUUUAAGGAUAUAUGAUCGGAAUUUAACCGAAGGCAUCUGGGUUUAAAAAGAGGUCCCUCUUUCUCCUCAGGGCGGAUUUUUGAGAGUUUCCCCCCCUCUUCUCUGCAUAUCUCCCUCUUCUCCUCUCCUCUCCUUCCCUCUAUCUCCGCUGCUCUGAGUUUAUCCUACAAUGUGCCACUGUAGCGGCCAGGGAGAAACGUGGACCCGGGUAGGGGGUCGUUACUUCGGCCUGAGCAGCUCUGUUGUGUGGGACUGUGCGGGACCUUUGUCUGUGUUUUUCGGGGUAGUUAUGUAGACUGGUGUGGGGAAGCUUCCAGAGACCACGGCGGUGCACCACAGUGGGAAGAAGGCAGCAAUUAUACUGACUACAUGUGGCCUGCGGACUGCUGGUUGUGGUGAUGGUUGGGUUCUCGUGGUGAGCGGUGAAAUGUCCAUCUUAGCGAAACGUUUAGUAUCAUGUUGAGGCUAUUUUUCUUGGCAGAUGCGGGGAUGAUAUUCCACUUGUUCUCGAUGCACUUGUCGCGGUGGUUUAUGGAGAUUUUUUGAUAAACCCAACAAGAAAACAGCAGAGGAAAUUUCAGUUUCACCUUAAAACAUCCAAAAUCUGUUAUCUAAAAAGGAAGAAAAAUACUUUAAAGCCUCGAUAUGAGAUUAAAAACUUUUUUAACUGGACAGCUUUUGCACUGCACACUCUGUGGUUGUGUUUUAUGCUUCCUUAAGUGGUUUCAUGUCAAAUUUAAAGACUCAAACCCCAAAUUAAAGGCGACAGUCAACACCAUCCUACACCAAAAACCACAUCAAUCCAGAAAUAAAAAGUCCCUCACUGCACAAGAUGACUUUGCUUGUUUUGCUUGAUUAUGCCUGUGUUGGCUGUUCUCUGUGUUAAAACCACAUCCUUAGGGUGUGUUAAGUCCCAGAGAGAGAGAGAGGGAGGCCAUGCAUACUUGCUGUUUAAACCCAUUAGUUUGUCAAGGCCUCCCAGGCUUCCCCAGAUUGAUUGAGUUUGCCUGUGAACCCUGAGGGGAGAAAGACACUUUUGUUCAAGCCCCCAGAGUCCCACCAGCACCUGUAAUGGGAGAGAAAGUGGCAUAAGUGGUCACGAAUGUACACUUAGGUCACUGGAACAUUUGAGAGGGAGUCCACUCAACACAUUUGACAUCAAUUUUAAACAGUUUAGGAGGGAGGCAUUCAAAAAUAAAGACGAUAUAUAAGAAUAAUGAAAGUCUGUGUGGGUUAAGACUGCAUAUAGAAACUUCAGCUUUAGGUCAUGGAACCUUUUUGUGUUUUUAUGAAAGGCUUCAUUCAGUCUGCUGAUGUUUAAAAUCCUGUAUAUCUGCCACUUCUUUCAGCCUCUGGUCUUCUUUCCUUCAGGCUCUAUGUGCUGUGGGGCUUUGUGGCGGUCACGACCUCUGUGACCAAGGCUGCCAAGAAGAAGGUGAGUCAUCCGCUCUUUAAAAACAGAGAGAUUCACAGACAACAGCAUCACUAUAGAGGAAGUGAAAAGUGAACAUUUUUCAAGGCUGUCUUAAAACAAUCCUGAAAGGGCUGUGUUAAAAUUUAAGAGUUGUGUGACAGUAUAAAUGUCAACGCUGUCUAAGAAAACACAGAGAGAGAAUUUUUCACUAAAAACAUAGCAAAGCUGUAAAACAGCUUCUUAGAUUUACCUUUUCAGUCUGCCAGAUCCUCGUAUCAGUUUCUGCUGAACUUUGGGAAGCAUUUUGUCAUAGAUUUCAACAUCCCUUUGUGAGGUGCUGUUAACAAAAACAGCCCUGUGUUCAGGUUUGUGUCUGUGCAUUUUUCUGUUAAUUUGAUAAACUCUAAAAACAUUUGCCGUGUGUCGAGCAGCUGAAAUACAUGUUUUUAUAACAGCCAUGUUAUCUCUUGAACGCUUGAAAGUUUUCAGAUUUCCAGAUGUUUUGAUUCACUAUCAUCACCCUCAAAGCUUGUGUCAUCAGAUGCCAUUUUCAUUUAAAAAAACGUAAACGUUAGGAGUCAAAGACUUAUCUAAUGGGUGGUGGAGACCAAACAGAGCUCAAAGGAGAGUUAAUUGUGGGAUUACUCUUAUCAGUUGACUAGAAUGUCUCUUCAAAUCAAUGGUAAUGUUUCCAGUAAACAUUGGCAGUCAGAUUAUAGACUGAAAUGCUCCACUGCUCACCCCUCCAGUUUUUGCCUUGCGACCCUUUGCAGCCAUUCAAAUAUAUAAACACUUACAGUAAGUUACAAGUUUGUUUGUCCUUAAUCAGAUCACUAGAAGGCAACAAAACCAAAAUAAUUUUACAUUCAAGUGAUUUUGUUUAAAUAUACUUUCAAAUAUAAUUUUCAAUUUCUGUCAAAGCUGCUCUGCGAACUAUUUCACUGUGUACUUUUAACUGCAAGAUGUGUAGAUGGUUAGUUACAACACAUAUAUGAGGUGAUUUUAUGUCAUUGACGCUGCUACAGCAGACUCUUACAGGCCCCUAGAGGUGAAAAAGGUUUAUAAAAAAACGAGUUUCUUAGUCAGAGAAAGUGCAGAAGUUUGCUUUCAUUUUUAAAUAUAAUGACUGUGGACGGAUGGUCUCCACUCUGUUAAUUUUACCUUAAUGGUUAAAACAUUGAACACGAGAGUAUUAAAUCUGUUUGAUACAUAGAUGUUAGUGGUUAUAGUAGAUGUGACAGAGAGGACAAUUAAAUGAUAUUUACCAUUUUUAUAUGCACACAUACUGAGUGUCUUGACUAAAACACUGCUCCAGCUUGGCCUCCCCAGUCAAAAAAUCAAAGACACACCCCUAACCCAGUUGUACAAUCUUUGAACCUUGAGGCUAUUGUCUGACGAUGAUGAUGGUCCAACUUUUCAGGUCAGGUCUUCUGGUGUAGCCAUGUGGUUGACAAUAAAGGUCUUCCAGCCAAGACUUUCUUUCUGUGCUGGGCUGUUGCUUGUAGUCAGAUAUUCAACUUUAGAAGUGAGGAUGUGGCUGGUGUUGAGAAUUGAUGUCCAAGAGUGGAAUUUUAGCUGCACUUGAUUACAGAUAUCCGUUUAAAGACACUGAUUAAAGCUGAACCGUUCCAUGAGUUCCAGGAUUUGCUCUCUGUGUGCCAAACCCUGUGGAAACGUUGUCUGGCUGAACUACUUCAAACAGAAACCAGAACACUUCAGAUCCCAAAAUCCCACCUCAAGCAGUCACAGAUCUCUGCGUGCUACAUGAAGAAUAUCCUGCACUUGAGUCUUCAUUGGAUCUUCUCUCUGGCCAUUGUGUGUGACUGUUUUUGGUCAUGGUUUGCUGUUAAUGUGCUUACUGUACGUCCAGUAUCAUUGUGUAAACACUUCCUAUUCCCUGAAUUUUCUAAAUCAGGUCUCUGAUAAAGAAUCUGUUAUCAAUGUAAAAAAAACAAAAACCCUCUAGAUUUAGUUUCCUUAUACUUUCAGUUUUAAGUCCCAGUACAGAGGGAAGGCAUGGCAAUUAUAAACACAGCAAAAGUCCAUUUAUGUACAGGCAUGUUAGUAUUGUUUUAAGACAGAAUUCAAAAAAUGUGAACCUGACCUUCAAAGGGCCCCACAGCUGGAGAGGGCCCGCUCUCAUACCAGAGGCAUCAUUUGUUCAAAAGGAUGUGAUAACAGUCGAGGCAGAAUUCACAGCUUCAGUCCAGUCUGGUUUAGGUCUGGGGGUACAGUGUGUCGGAUUUUAACCAGUAGCACCACAGGUCAGCAGUGGCUGCUGCAGGGUCACUGCACCCUGCUCAUUAAUGGUCCCAGUUAUGUGGCAGCUGUGGGUUUGAUGUCACCCAUUACGACAGACCACACCUCACACACACAUGCAUGCACAGGCAGCCAGGGUCAUUUGGGCUUGACUCAACACCUCCCUUCCUCUUUAUAUUUCCCUCACUCCUUUUUAUUUCCUUCUCUCACACAAACCUCUUAGAGAAAUGGACUCUUAAUCUUGAUUUGCACGCAGGGAUACAGCUUACACCUGUCCUGUGCCUCCACACAUCCACACACAGUUUGUACAGCAUGUUUACCUGCAUAUUUCUACCAUGUACACACACAUUAACACACUCAGGGAGAAAGCGAGGGGGGGAGCAAUAGAGCUCAGAUUUAUGUUUUGGUCCUCUCUGAAUGGAAACUUUUGUUCAGCUCUCAAGUUUACGGACGUGCCAACCAGGCCGACGCUUCACUUAUGACAUGAGAGAAGAAACAUUUAUCUACAGCCGCAGAGGAAGACAUCAAAGCCAGACCUGGCACUGAUGUUCGAGCUCUCCAACAUACAAACACACAGGCACAGCCAGAUCAGCCACGAUCUGGUCGUCUCUGCAGCGCUUUCAUACAACACCAACUCCAGUGGUUUUAUCCAUCUGCUCAUAAGCUGCUGGCAGGUGACCGAGUCCCCUCUAAACCCCUGUGAACUAUGAGGAGUUCAGGAUUUUUAUUUUGGCCUCAGAGGAAGGAAACUCACGAGACUGCAGCUCAUCAGUGGACUGUGAAGAAAAAAGUCCACACAGAGGUUUUUGAUUUUGCAAAGGCAAAGAUUUUGCUAAGUACUUCUGUAAAAUAUUGCCAAGGCUGGCAGUUUUCACCUCUUCUGCAGCAGAGUCAUAAACACUUGUGACGUACUCCGACAUUAGAUCUAGAAGUGCCUUCUGAACAAGCUUGACUUUAUUUAUCCUAUUUUAUGUUACGGAUAAUGUUUAGUGAGCAAGUGGAAAUGCAAAUGAAAAUCCAGAGCAAGACCUGAAACAAAGCAAAAGCAAUUAUCGUUACCUCCUGACACACACGACCAGUCUGAGACGGGAAACGGCAUUGACAGGCAGAGGUGUUUUUUUGCUGUUGAGGAAGAACCGCUGUUGUUUUGGGGUUCUGUCCAAUCAGAAUCAAGUAAACACAGCCAGGCGUGAGCAACCAAUGAUUAUUGAGGAUGCUUCAAAAUGAGCAGAGGACCAACUUUGGGGUUAACUUUUCUCGGAGGUGGAUUCAGGAGUUCCUAAGUAUGCGAACGUGAAGCUCAAAAAAAUCAAAACGUCCCGAAAGGGUUCAUUUCAGUUUAAUUUAAAAAGUGAAACCUCCUAUUGUUACAGAUUCAUCACACACAGAGUGAGAUAUUUUAAGACUUUUUAUGUUUGAAGCUUGAUGGUUACUGCUAACAGCUGACAAAAAUUUAAAAAAUCCAUUAUAUCAGUAUGUUAGAAUAAAAUACCGAUCCGAUUGUACAGAAAUGUAGAUCUUCUGGAAAAUUAUGUUCAUUUAUGAACUCAGGUUUUGGUCGGAGCUCCUGCGUGAAUUCCUGCAUCAGUGCAUCGAGACAUCUAGGUAAUCAGUCUGUACCUCUGCUUGUAAACCCAGGUUGCUUCAAUAGCGGUCUUCAGCCCCUCAUUGUUGGCUUUGUUGUCUCUCGUCUUUCUCUUGAUGAUAACUCCAGAGAUUCUUUGUGGGGUUCAGGUCAGGCGAGUUGGCUGGCCAAUCAAGCACAAUAAUACUGUGGUCAGCAAAUCAGUUUCUGGACAUUUUGGCGUUGUGGGCAAGUGUCCCGUCCUGCUGGAAAAGGAAAUCUGUGCCUCUACAGAGCUUCUCAGCAGCAUGAAGUGCUCUUGAAUCUCCUGGUAGACUUUAUGUUGUGUCGACUCUGGGCUUGAUGAAACACAGUAGGCCAACACCAGCAGAUGACAUGGCACCGCAAAUCAUUACAGACUGUAAAAACUGGACACUGGACUUCAAGCAGCUUGGAUUCGAGGCCUCAACAGUCCUUAUCCAGACUCUGGGACCUUGACUUUAAAAUGAUGCAGAACUGACUUUCAUCUGAAAACAGGAUGUUUGACUCUCAGCAAUAGUCCGGUUCUUUUUCUUAGCCUUAGUGAAACACUCAUGACAUCGCCUCUUGUUCAGGAGCAUCUUGACAGUAGAAACACAACACUUGUAGUCCAUUUCUUUGACACGUCGGUGUUUAGUGGCUGUUGAUGCGCCAACUCUAGACUCAGUCCACACCUUGUGAAGCUCCUGUAAGUUCUUGGAUCUGCUUUGUUUGACAAUCCUCUAAAGGCUUGACGACUGUCAGCAGUCUUACUCACGAUUGUUGUUGCCUGUACUGAACCAGAGUGAGAGAAUAAAGGCUCAGUAAACCUUUUCAGGUGUUGAGGUUUAAAAAGCAGAUCAGGACUAAAAUCACUGACAAGAAACUGGACUUUUCCACCAUAUUCCAACGUUUUAAGAUAGUAGAUUUUUGAUUUCUGUGGGUUGAAAUCGAGAGCAUAUGGAAGUUUCACUUUCUGAAUCAAACUAUGGAGGAAAAAAAUAACUUUUAAUUUUUUAUUAACACAUUAUCUCUUUAUAGUUUGAUCCAUUCUUCACUUCAUUGGGUUGCUAAGCUAGAAAAAAAAUAAGUUGUGCAGGUCCACGUAGUGACUUCUCACAGAUGUCUUGUACUGCUGAGUGCUGAAAGGUGGUGAUGAUAGAGCGCUUACCUCAGGAACAGAUGACCUUUUGUUAAAUUACUCUAUUUUGUUGUCAGGGGACUGACAGCGAGUGAUGAUGGGGAAAUGUGGCAUGAACAGAUUUGGGGUAAUUACCACAAAAAUAGCCUCUAAUAGCAUGCAUGGUUAUCAAAGCUGACAGGAUUUGUCGAUGAGCUGAUAAAAAAACACUGGUCAGAGUUUCUCCCAUGUAUGUAUGCUCUGGUUUCUCAAACUUUAUACAUGUGCAAACAGAACAGUGAAGGUUUUACGGUGUCAGACCUCAGUAGAGUCUCUUGAUGUGCUUCUUCUUAUUUCUUUAUUUGUGUGUUUUUGUUUACGAUCCAGGUGGCAGGCCGGAGGUCCAGACAGGCAUAUGAGCCGGAGCCUGUUGAGGGGGUGUGGUCUGUCUGGGGGGAGUGGUCAGAGUGCAGUCAGACUUGUGGUGUUGGCGUCUCACAGAGGAGUAGGAAGUGUUUACCUCCUCCGCCUCCCCAAGCUCCUCCCAUCUCCCACUCACCACCAAACUGGGCGGGUUAUUUACCCGGAGGUGGAGGUGUUGGAGGUGUUGGAGGUGUCUCACCUUCUCGCCCCUUCUACCCUCAGCGCUACCCAGGGCAGCACGUGCCCUAUCACCCCCCACAGAUCCCCACAAAUCGCAACCCAGGACUGCCGCUGUAUCGGGACACUGACGGCGGUGGAGGAGGAGGAAGAGGAGGAGUUCCUGUGCCGGGACAGGCCAAUCCAGCACUUCCUUUUUACCAGCCAGAGUUUUCCCCCACAAACCAAGACUUCCCGUCAGUCUAUCGACCCCCAUACCACCCUCCGUCACACAGCUACAACCAGCCGGCUCGCAUCAUCAGGAGGCCGACCAAUCCAGGAGCAGCCAGGGCAGGGAGUAGGAGAUCCAUCUCCCCCAAUCGGGAGGUGCCUGCAAGGAGGUGAGUGUGACUUGGGAAUAAGGACACAAACCAACUCCCAGAGCUUUGUUUAUCACAAAUAUGUCAGUAUAUUUUAAAAUCCAACAAUAGUGGUUACCUUGUUGAAAAUGCUGACUCCACCUAAGGUUGGAUUGAAAACACAAAAGGCAAAGAGGCGGCGUUGAGGCAGAUCUUUAGUCUGUCAAGCUAGCUGCACCCCUGAUUUUGCAAAACUUAUAACCUUGCAAAAGUCAUUAGCAGGUGCUAACAUACCACCACUUAAGGUUGGGUGUAGGUGGAGAUGUGGAGCAUCAGUUUCAGAGGUGUUGUGUGUCUUUGCAUGUCUGAGGAUGUGUGGAUGUGGCGCUUCCUUAGUUUGUUGACCAACCGUUCCCAUCACAUUCAUGCAACAAGGCAAUGCAACACUGAGACGACAACUUUACAACUUUUUAGGUGUGUGCAAGUACAAAGGUGUGAUGAUGUCAUGAUUAGAGUGCAUAAGAAGAUAGUUUACACUUUACCUCCCAUGUCGUUUGCAAAAGAGAAAGAAGAGUUUAAGACUGAAAUGUUUUUUAAAUCAGGCAGUAAACAUUUUAUUUUUCUUUCAAAGGUGGGCUUUUGUGACCCCGUCUAUAUGGCCUCUGAGGCUCUUGGAGACUGCCCCAAGUGAAAACUCAAGGAACUGCAGUUUUUAACACUUCCCCCACUUCAUUUCUCAACCUUUGUGUUUUUUUCCCUUAGAUACAGAAACAUUGACUCAGACAACUUCCAGUGAAUUCAAACUCUACUUAUGCUUUGCUCAGCAUCCCCAAUCUCUCUCUCUCUUUUUUUUUUCCCAAGAAAUGACUUGAGGCCACAGGAAGUGAGUUUUACAUCACUCUCAGUAGCAACAGCGGCUUGUUCAGAAUAAACAGAAAAAUGCAAUUAUAAGCAAAAGAGGUAUAAGAUCACCACAGGGACACACACAAAGCAGAGAUUUGUACCUUAAUUACCAUCAGAGAGGUCACAAAAAAAGACAAAGUGCUGACUCUGCAGCUUUGAAUUCAUUUGGGUGAUGUUGUUGGAGAAAGUGCUGACUUUGUUGAGGCCUCGGAGAGUUCUAAUGGUUUGAGUAUUUGGAGUUAUGCCCAUCUGUGCCUCUGGUAUCUGCCGAGCCAUUACAUCAUUACUUCUGGUUUUUGUCACACAAACAGGCACCGCAUUGCUCGGCCCGCUCGCCACAGCCUGCUGGCUCCACGUCGGUCAUAAUUAAGUUGAACCGCUAACAUAAGCUGUGUCUGAAAACCGUCCUGUAUUUCUUCUUUAUCUGUGUCACUGCUUCUGUGAAUACUUGUCUCUUAAUGCCCCUUGUGUCUUCAUGUAGGUCCUCCAGCAUCCGCCCUGGUCAGUUUGGGUACGGCAGAGUCCCGUUCUCCUUACCUCUUCAUCGUCCCAACCGCCAGGCACGCCACACUGCUAAUGGUACUGAAGAUGCAACACAAGGACCCAGGCUCGAUGAAGACACCACAGAGAACGUCAGGAGAGAGGAGGAGGAGGAGACGAGGAGUAAUAGAGAAGACAGGGAUAAAAGGAGGAGUGAGGAGGAGGAGGAGGAGAUCACUGAGGGCCCUGCUGCUGAGGAAUCUCCUACAAUGACCACGACCACAACUGGCAACCCACACCGCCACGUUGCCAGACCCUCCCAGUCCAACUCACAGCACAGCAGAGUGAGGGAGAGAGCCCCAUCCUCUCACUCCUUCUCCCGUUCUUCAUCGCCUUCUCUCACAUCCAGCCGCCAACGCUUUGAUUGGCACUCUGUUACCGCUCCGCCUCCCCCCAUCUCUCCCCUCUCCCGCCCCGCUGCUGCUGCUUCACCUUAUUCCACUUCUCUCCACCGCUCUGCUACACCCGCUCAUAGAGACAGAGAGCUGCACCCAGGCUUCAGCCCUCAGGUCCCACAAGCUGGAAACGUCUACCCACUACAGCAUCCACACAUCCCACACCUGGGGGUCGAACCAGGCAGGGAUGGAGUGAGAGGAGCUCCACAGGUGUACAGAUGCUCUGGGCCAGAGAAGGAGUACCGCAGGUGCUUCUCACAGGUAGGAAAACUCCUGAAACUACUGUCAAAUAUCAUCUGAUACACUGAUGGAGCACAGUUUUAAUAAUCAGCUCACCUAUUCUCUAUUAAAGGGAUAUUCCGGCGUAAAUUAAGUUAGGGUCAAACACACCGUAACACCAAGAUAGACAGCCCCUCGAGAGAUGAAUGUUGCCGACCGCUUGCUUCUCUAGUUAUACCAACUUUAGUAAUGACUGCACGAUAGCAAUACACAGUGGUCUGAGGAGCCAUUAACAAACCUCAACCAAAACGCCACUCUAUAGCCACAGAUAAUGCUCAGAACAGCACCUAACUUCAUCAACAGUACAUAUAAGGUCCCAGCCACAGCACUAGCCACCAAACAUCUUUUUAACUUUGCCUAAUUUCUUUCGCAAAGGGACUAAACAUAACUCACCCACUCUCUUCCAGCAUCCGCUUGUUUGUAGCGAGACCUCGGGCGAGUCCAUUACGGACUACAGCGGGGCGAUGCAGCUCAAGGAAGAACAUUUAUGAUCAUUUCUUCAUGGAAAUGCAAUCAGACCGAGACGUUAAGUCAGAAGAACUACAGCGUCUGCAGUGCAAAAUGAUUAAUAUGGUGAUCAGUACUUUAAGGAAAUGAAAAAGUAAUGAUCAUAAAUGUUCUUCCUUGAGCUGCGUCACCCCGCUGUAGUUGGUAAUGGACAGAUCCAAGGUCUCACUAAGUGCUGUUCUGAGCAUUAUUUGUGGCGUUUUGUUUGAGGUUUGUGUGUGGCUCCCAAGACCGCUGUGCAUUGCUAUGCUAUCCUGCGGUCGUUACUAAAGUUGGUAUAACUAGAGAAUCAUGCAGCAACAUUCAUUUCUCGAGGGGGUGUCUAACUCGGUGUUACGGUCUGUUGACCCCAAAUCAAUUUUACGCCGGAAUAUCCCUUUAAACCUGGAGAAUGGAGAAGUGAGGUGGCAAUAAACAGAGAGGUUAAAUGUCAUCAGGGUGUACUCGAUAGGUAGAUCAUUCCCUGACUCCAACAAUGGCUGCUUGUCUAUGAGCGCUCAGUUAGAAACUGACUGCAAGUGCCUCCAAAGUGCCCGUCCUGGUCCACAAACAGAGUCCUCAUCUACCCUGUGAAGCCAUACUUCUACAUUUGCGUUCUGAUUGCACACAUGUGAAAGAGUAUGAAUGUGUAUUGUUGUACCUGUGUGUGUGUAUCGGUGUAUCAUCUGGCUUGCAGCCUGCAGUGACAAUUGGGGUUGUAACCUGCUUUACGCCUCUCAGUGCGGAUCAGUGUGAGCAUGAUCUGUAGCAGAGUUUGUGCUGCCAACAGGAACAGACAGGCCGAUCCAAUCAGAUGUGAGCCUGAACACUCAGGUGAGACAGUGAAGUUGCCCUCGCAGUCACUCAGAUUUCACCCAGACAAGAAUUUCAUGCUUGAUUUGACUCAAUGAAACGCUGGAAUUAGGCUGAAUCAUGUGUAUAAAGAGCUCAGACUGCAAAAUGAGUUUUCAGGGUUUCAGAUUAUAUAAGCAUUGUUGUCAACGUAAUGAAUUGUUUACAUUUAGUCUCUUUAUUGUAAAGCUUUACAUUUAGAGACAUAAAAACAACCAUUUUGAGCUGUCGCCAUAAUUCACAUAAUUCAUCUCUCAGCUGUUUGAGUGUACAGUUUCACUCUUGGCCCAGCUGCACAUUUUCCAUAUUUGCUCUGAGGAAGAGCCAGUUUUUGGGAGAAAUCUUGAAUGUAAACAUUUCCCCUCCCAACCAGUUUUCCCCCCAACUCCUCCUCUCCCCUCCCUCUCUGCUCCAGCAAGCCCCGCCCACAAAAAGACGCUCCUGCUCGCUCGUAUCGUUUCAAUUAAAUUCAGAUAUAAUGCAGAUAAAGAUUUUAGAUAAUUACAAAUGGGGCCCAGUCAACGUGAAAGUAAACAGCAUUGGUGCUACUGUAGACGCCAACAGACUACCAGCAAACACAAUGUUUGCAGGACUUCUACAACUAGGAUAAAGUGACAUAAACCAGGACCUGAGGUCAACAGUUCACCUCUGUACAACACGCCGCAGGUCCCGCUCGUGAACAUAAUUCAAGGAAGUGGAGCGUACCAAUCAGGUUGGAGGAGGCGGAGAAUGGCUUUGUUUACAGUCAGAAAGAGCGGGCCGCUCAAAAAUCUUUAAAUGUUGACUACACAGACAAAAAAAACACAGCGAUAUCGCGAUAUUCCUAAAUGUCAUCAAUAACUAAUAGCUAUUGACUGAUAUUAAAAGUUUUUUUAUUUAUACACCAUAAUAAAAAGAUGCUCCUUUAACUGAAUCCUGCCUACCCCACCUUUAAGAAUCUAUGAAUAAACUGUAUUCUCCGGCAUGAUAUCUAACAUCUUCAACUACAGCAUCUUCAAAUGUGAACAUUGAGUCAUUUGGUAAAAUAUUGUGUCUCUGGAAUAUCAUAAAGAAAAACAAAAAAACAGAGGGUGAAUCACAGUCCACUUCUUGUAAAUAAGACAUCACAUGUGACAGAUGAAUGGGCUGACGAAUGAAAAAAUAAACACAAGAAAACUGAUCCAUCGUCCCCCUUUUAGAUCUGAUCUUUGGGACCAGAAUACUCAGAGCGACAUGUGAGCAGGUUAUUAAUGCCAGCAGGCCACUUCAAGCUUUUUUUUAAGUGAGAGAGCAGGAGGAGAUGAUAAGGUUGAAGUGACACACUUUGACACACUUGUGCAUUUUUUUUACUCUCUUGAGUUAUUUCCACAACUUGCUCUUCGGCUGAGUGGAAGUAGACACUUCAAAUCCAGAGUUGGGUUGGCACUCGGAGGCUCUUGACUUCUCUCUGUUAAGAUAAUUUGGCUGCCGCUCUCGCCCUCUUUCACCCCCUCUUCGCCCUUUCUUUCUGUGCCUGUGUGUGAUCGUCCCCAUGUUGAAACAGAUUUAGCAGCUGGCAGAGAACUUGCUUUGUGUGUAUGUGCAUGCAUGUGUGUGUUAGUAGUGCUAAUAGCAGUCCUGUGAUGGCUGAACCUGAUUCAUUGGAUUACAUAUUUACCCGACAUUAGUCUCUCCUGCAGCCUUGUUUGCUCCUGCAGAAGACUGUCGACACACAUUUGCUUAAAAGUAGGUUCCGAUGAAUGCAAGACUUUGCCCAGGCUUGAAUACGAUGUAUGUGUAAGUGUGUGAGAGUGUGUGUAUAUGUGCGUGUGUGUGAUUGAGGGAGUGAGCCAGACUGAGUGUGACACAUCCUGUUAUCUGUGAGGUGUGUUUGUCAUAACACACUUCGCCCGAGGCCCACCAUAAGUGUGACUGGCUGUGUGUUCCUGUGUUUUGGAGUUGCACAGAAGCGAGUGGGGAACCAGGAGCUGGACAGAGGAAAUGAGGAGGGCAAAAAGGGGAAGUGUGUGUGCGUGUGUAAUGUGAUGAUGAUGAUGUGUGUAGGGGUGUAAAGGAAAUGAUGCAGUGAAAUAGUAGUGAAAGAGAGCACUGUUUUUAGCCAAAUCUGCACAGAGUAGUGGGAGGCUGUGCUAAAGGGUGAAGAGAGGGGAGAACAAAUGGGGAUGAAAGUUUGUGGGGAUGAGUGUUGAGAGAGAGAAAUAGAGAAGUGUAAGAGUCAGCAACAACAACAGGGAGUGAUGGAGAGAAAGAGACUUUCAGGAAGUUUGUGUCAGAGGAACAGUAAGAUUCAUGGAAAAGCCUACGUGUGCGUGCCUGUGUGUGCGGAGCAUAACAAGAGCAGAAGUUAUUCUGUCAGAGGGAGAGAGGAGGAAAAACAAAACUGUAGAGACAUCAGAUUCAAGCAGACUUUUCAUAAAAAGACCCAGUCCUCCUCCUUCCCUCUUUAAGAUGACCUUCAAGUGUUUUUAUCCCCUUUAUAUGUCCUCCUGCUGUAAAUGUUGACCAUGAAUCACCAACAGUGAACGCUCAUGCAGAGACAAGUAAGGUUGGAUCAGAAGCACGAGGUUUUAAGAUGCACUAAGGCAGCAGUUCACCACCACAUUUUCAUAGCCUGAGUCUAAUAAAUUAGAUUACCAGCUCUCCUUCACAGGCUGUUUUCCUGCAGUUUGAAGCUUAAGGCAGAGAAAACGUUCAGCAUUACACAAUGUUAAUGCUUCAGUUGUUCAGUUACAGUUGCAAACUUGUCAUGAGCUUUAUCUCAGUGUUGAACAUUAUAAAUACUUGUAUUCUGGUUUCUGAUAACUGCUAAAUCUACAGCUACAGUAUCUUUUGAUAUAGUCAACUAUAUCAAACCUUAGCUAAUCAAUUGACCAAGAUUCUGUCUAUUUACCUCCAAAGGCUCAGCAUCUGUUGCCCUUAGAAAACACAGCCAUUUGCCAUGGUGCACAGCAAGAGUCACGCCCAAGAUUUUCUAAAAUUUAAAGUUGCUGGAUCAGAGACACUUCUUUAGUUUCACCAACAUGUUCGUCUCGCCAAUAUGACACUUGGCUUGGACCGAGCCUGCACGGGUAGCAGGCAGCUAUCAGAAAUCAAGUGCCUCUGUGUAGACAGUAUCCUAUUUUCAGUCGCUUAAUCCUUCAAAUAGUGAAAUUGCAUUUCUCUAAACCAGGAGGAAGGCUUAAAGACCCAUUCUGAUGAAAAUCAAGUUUUUCUUGUUUUUUUAAUAUGUUCGUAUAGUAUUUUUCUGAUGCUGCAGGACAUAUCAGGAGAAAGCUAAAUGCGAAAUUACUUUUCUGAGUAUUUCUUCAUUCAAAUCACUGUGAAUCUCUGGCAGACCCAAACAGCAGGUUCAGAAACAGUGAGAUUUCAUAUGUAAUCAAUCCAAGCUCCGCCCCCGGAGCCUCGCUACGUAGGCCACACUCUGCAUGUAGAGAAGAAAUACAGAGGACGAACGCGGAACAAGCGUGUGCGUUAGUGGAUUGCAAUGUCCCUAAGAAAUCUAAUUAUGAUAUUAACUUUCAUCGUGUUCCUAAAGACAUUAGCGUCCGAGAGCUGAAUAGCUCUUAUGUUACCUGCCAUUUCUACUACACCGGCAAUGUUAGGCUGCAAGCUAACGUGAAGAGGAAGCUAACGUGAAGCAGCGCUGUCUCCGCCCACGACUCGGAGGCGAAUUGCUAAUGAUCUACUUGAGCUCUGCAGAAGAAAAGCCCUUGAAAAUAACACAAGUAAUGCGUUUUUUGGAGGAAAAAAACAAAAAACUUAUCACAAUUUAAAGACCACUGAGAACACAUUAAGUAGUAAAAAUAAAAAAACGAUUGGUGUGGGACUUAAACCCACAGUCUGAAGCGGGUAAAUGGUGUUUACAUGAACAAAGAGAACCCAGUCAAAAGGCAGGAAACUCGAGUCUAUAUAUAUGCCGUCUACGUAAGUCCUAGAUGCACCCUUAUGUUUUCACAGUCCCUGUUUAUUGAUUCUUGUGGUCUCUGUUGGUGAAGACUUUCAGGUACAUCAAGAGUGCCUCGCUGUGGUUUUUGUUGACGUUGUGGUCACUGCAUGUUUAAUGAAAUGCUAUCUGUUACUGCAGAGGCAAAACCUGAUCAGAGUCAGUUACAGCAGACAGAGAUAAGCUGUGUUUUUCGAUGCUUCAGGACGACACACUAUCAAAUCUGCUAGAUCACUGUCAGUAUUAAUUAUUCAUGAUAAUUGAUGACCAAAAUAAUGAAGAAACACUCAUAUUGUAAUAUCUCAUAAUGAUCAGUUUGAGUGACAGAAAAGGAUCAGCAGAAAUUUGAAGCCAAUGUGUUUUUUUUAAUAACUGCAGUGUUAAAUUAAUAGUAAAAGAUCCAGUUGUUUUUUCUGCUGAUUAAAUUAUUGAGCCUGAUAUUAAUACAGUACAGACUAUACAUGAGUGGGAGUUUGGUAUGACAGGCUCUCUCCCCCACUGACAAAACUUAUACAUCCCAUGUGAUAAACAUGACAGCAAAGAUAACAGAAUAAGUCAUACCGAGAAGCUAUCCAAGAUUUGAAUUCUGGUUAUUGCACAGAAACCAAUUUAUGUUAAAAAAAAAUCUGAUUUUUGUAGAACUUAACACAUACAUCGUAAAUGAUUUUGUUGAUGCAGCUGAAGCCUGAGGAGAUUUUGUUGCACACUAACAUUGAUUCAGGUUGCUGCAGAGUAAAAUCAGAUGAUCUAAUCCCAGCGUGUCAUUACUCUGGCAUUGAUGUAGAGGUAAUAUAUCACUCCAACUCUCAUCACCCAGCCACACUUCUCCGCUGUAAUGAGUGUUUGCAGCCGUGCACUUUGUUGUUCUUGUGAAGUGACAAACAGGCCCAGAUGUGUUCGUUUAUUAGACUGACACACAACCAGCCACGCAGACUCGAUCAGACCGAUCUGUGCUUUAGUUGCUUUGGUGUUUUAACAAGCAGCGGUACCUGUUGCUGUACAGAAACCAGGUACCGCUGCUUGUUAAAGUCUGUUUAAAUCAGCUCCUGUGUGAUCUGAGGUCACAUCAAAUCCUGGCCUCGUGUUUUUCAUCUCAUGCGUCCCUUUUUCUCCCGCACUUUGGACUUUGACAUGCAAUUUCUAUUGAACGGAAGAAAAUGUAAAUAUACUUUUAAUUCCUCACACGAUUGUUUUCUCUCUGACGAAACUAAGCGGUUUGCUCAGUGUCUGAAUCAAGGGAAAAAGCUUGCCUGUUUUUUUUUCUAAGGGUAAUAAAUUGAAUCGUUAAAAGUAAGUGUUUGGAUUGUCCAUGAAAUAGACAGUGAACAUCUGCAAACCUACAAGACUUGUUUUUACCCUUCAGUUUCCAGAUUUCAGACAAGGGUAAACUAAUCAGCUCUUGGCUGCUGCCUUUUAUUCAGUGGAAUGGAUACAAGCCUGGAAUUGCUCUUCAUUUUUUUUCCUCAGCAAGAAGUUUAACAAGUGUCCUAAAUGCCAAACAACUUCUUGAACUAGAAAAGGCCCAUUUUGAUCAAAAAAAUCUCUCCAUUAGUGUGCCUGCCAGUAUAAGGAGCAGGAGAGACAGUUUGGCCGUGAACACGAGACAUGGCAAAAAAAGAAACUAACUGAAACGUGAUCGAGAAGCAUGGAUUACAUUUAAAAUACACUCAUAACAAAGCUCCUGACCUAGAAAGCAGCACCAACGACCCCUUACAACAACUAAAGAGCUUUCUAAAUCCAUCAAGAUAAAUAAGACUAAACUGAAAUACUCUAAAACAUCUGCACUCAGAGACCAGAGCACACAAUUUCCAAUUUUUGCAAUUCCAGAUCCACUUGCAGAAGAUUUCCGGGCAGAGGAAACAGCAUUACUGUAAACACUUAAAGCUCCUCUACAUAGCUCAGUACAGGCUGAUUUUUAAAAGGAGAUCCUGGGAAAAUGGAGCAUUUCUGUUCACACUCCCUUUCCCUACUCCCCCACCCUGUGAGUAUGUGUUAUAUUAAGAUUAACAGGACAUAAAAUAACUGUGGUGUGUAGAAAUAUGUUUUGAGUUUAUAAAAAAGCUGCUGUAGGGACAGGAGAACAUGGAAAGCUGUCACUUUCAGAGGCUUUGAGCAGAGAUGUGGUUUCAUUUAUUGAUCUUGGGGUUGCAGUGUUUAUCUUUUGUUAUUUUCUUUCCAUACAAUGGCUUAACUGUUUUCAGGCCUAAACUCAAAUAUUUCCUUGCAUUUUGUUUGGCACAGAGCGGGGCCUCCUGCUUUAGAAAGUUUGCUUGUCAUUGAUAGAUGAGAAGUGUUUCCUCUAGGGGACUCCUGACGCCCCCUCACUCAGCCCCUCCAGGGGGUCAAGGCCGAGACCUGGGUGUUACUCUGCAAAGCACCGACACACGGCCUCGGCCACGAGAUUAGCCCGAGAAUGUUAAUCACGGAGGACAAACACAUACGUGACCGUAUACACACAUAUUAACAUAUGUCGUGGAUUUGUGUGUGUUGCAUACAGUGAUUAGUGCUGGCAGGUGGAGUGUGUUGAUUUAUGGCCGCAGGGGCCGGCGGUCACUUGCUUUGUCUGUGCAGUGUUGCAGUAAUGCUUGAGGAAUGACCGGCCAGCCUUAACCUGUAUGUGUGAGUGAGGCGAUGUGACCAGCUGUGUGCAGGCACAGGCCUGCAGAGAAAAAACUGAGUCUGAGAGCACCAAGGAGGGCCAUGACGACAUCACCUGGGCUUUCCCUGUGGAAAUGCACAUGUGGUUGAAGGUUCCCGCUUAACUCAUAAUCUCUCCCUCCUCAAAACUCAUUAGUCCUGUCUGGGUCGCUCUGAGUGUUUGUGUUUCACGUCACAGUGUUAUGCAUGACCAGGACCUUGGCUUGUGUGUUUGUGUGUGUGUGGCAUGAGUUUGUGUGUGUGUGUGCGUGUGAAGAACAAAGCUUCAAGCCUUCAGGCAGUAACCUCCCCCUGUUCUCCUCGUAUAUAUUGUACAGAAACCUCCCCUCUCCUCCUCCCCCUCCCUGCUGGUUAAACACACCUAUAACUUUCUCAGCUUCUGUAGAAAAACACCCACUGUCUUUCUUUCAGCAGCUGGAUUCACUUUUCUUUCACCUGCUCUGUACUCAGAUCCAUCUUUCACUCUUUCACCCCGUCACUCAGCCACCACAUAGCUGCCAGUUUUUAUACCUUUCACUUCAGGCUUCUUUUACGUCUGCCUAUGGAUCAGCGGGCCUUUCAGCGGAUCUGGUUGAUAGAAAAAUCUUGGUUCUAUAGUACUUGGGUGUUCCAGUGAGUCAUCUUAUUGACAAAGAAUUUGUGCCAAUAAGCCUGACAUUUUAAUGGUUUGUCUUAUUGUUUCGAUGUCCUGAUGAAGACUCAGUUAACUAAGGUUUUUCUUCUGUGUCAGUGUCCUUGGAUUUUCACAUUUUCAAACUUUCUGAAACUUAAAGGCGUGGUUGACGAUUGGAGAAGCAGUUGAAAAAAACUGAGCCGUUGAGUCAGAUUUGAAAAAAGCAUCCCACCCCCCACCCACAAACCUCUCUCCUCUGUGCUCCAUGAUAACUCCCCCCUGAACCUGUAUCGCCCUCCCCACGACACGCCUCCUCUGGCAGAGCAAGAAGCUGGCCAGCAGAAGAUCCUACGCUGGCUUCAAAUAGGAUUCACAAUGUCGGAUUGCUAGUGACUACCGGCAGUAAACAGCAGCUCUGCUAGCGAACACCAUCUGUUGACAUUGCAGGGACUAAUAAGAGUUAUUUAUGUAACAUGUGUCACAAUAAAAAGCUAAAAUUACCUGUUCAAUAAAAACUCUGCUGUCUCAGCGUCUGUUUUCAGGCCCAAAUCCUGGCGGAGCUUUCUCCACCGCUCGAAGGAUGACCCGAUGUUCCUCACAUUUCCUCUUCGUCUCUGCCCUUUAUUUUUGUGUCCUUCUCCAUCACAGCUCCUGUAGCUAAGCCGCUAUGCUACUUUUGGCUGCUCAGAGCUCCGAGGAGGGCCGGGAGAGUGGGAGGGGACGAGUCAGAACUAUGGGAAAGGGGCGUGUCGAAUACAGCGAGGUGAUUGGAUGGAGAGGCGGGGCAGAAGAUUGACCAAUAGGAGCUGUCCGGGACGGAUGGCUCACAUUGGUCAAUAGUUUUGCAGCCCUGCACCAGCUAGGGUGAACAGAUUUUUUUCCAUUCUUUUUUCUCUUCACUUUGUGGCGAUCGCACUACAGGACCAUGAUCGACAUAUAAACGAGGUUAAUAAUAAUUACCAAUCUCUCCCAUCGUCAACUGUGCCUUUAAAACUACAGAGCAGCAAACACAAGUGGAUCACAUGUUCACUCUGACUCCCUCCUUCAACUCUCAUUUAUAGUUUCCUAUAAGCACUUUGUUCAGGAUCACUCUCUUCAGGUAAUCUGGCGAACUUGCUGACCUGCUUACUUCCUGUCUGACCACACGUGCCACUCGCCCCUUGUGAAGUGCAAUCAAGGUGUUUCCAGGUAUCGGUCAUUAUACGGCUUUAUGUUAUAGUCACUGAUUGAUUGCCAAGUGGAGUGUUAAUGAUUGCUAGAACUGCAAACACAAAGAGACGGUGAUUUUCCUCAGUCUGAACCAAAAAGAAAGUGAACAAAGAGGAGAGUAAAAACACGACUGUACGACUGCUUAUUGUGUAACCAAACUUCUGUCAUGAAGGAUCUGUGUCCACUAACACAGUUUAUGGUUUUCUGUGUUAUGACCUCACCAGCUGGCCUGACUUGGGGCUUAUACAAAACCUCAGUCACAAAAGGUCAAAACAAAACUGUUUAUUUUGGAGAUUUUAAAUGAGGACGAUAUAACAGAGGAGCUCUUGAUCUAAUUCUGGUCAGGGGCCUUGGUUAUACCUCAGACUCCUUUCUAAUAUCCUGUCUGUUUCCCUUCGUGACGAAACAGAUUUAUGAUUUAAAAACCUCUAUGUCAUGAUGAAUCCAUGAAAACAUCUAAUAACCUGUAUUUUCUUUGCUUACUUGCGUCAGAAGUGAAUUUGUUGAGUUUUCAGCUCAGACUCAUUUUUGCUCGCCCCCUCCUCACACCACCUCUCUCCCCCUCCCUCACCCCCACUUCUUCAACUAUUUGCCCCCCCACUCGCCUUUUCAAUACCUGUCACUCUCCCUUUCUCUUCCCCUCUGUCACCACUCCCACCCCUCUCCUCCCCUUCUGUUCAUGACCCCCUCUCGCAGGUUAUAGGGACCCACAGUAAACAAGGGAAAGAGAGAAGUAUACCACUCCUUAUAAAAAUAACACUCACAGCUCUUUUCCAAAACUGUGAAACAGCAGCACUCCCACGUCACCUCCCCUCCCCUUUUUUUCCUCCAUUCAGUCCAUUAGCCUCCCUCUGUUUUUACAUACCCUAAACUGUUUUUAGGAGAAGAAGCCCCUCACUCUUUUGUGGUCAUACAAUCACCAACACAUGAAAGCACACUCUUGACUUUUUCUGUCUCCUUUCUUUUCAUUUCAAAUUCCUUCCUCUGACUUUAUGAAAGCUUUUUCUUUUUUGUUUUGUCUAGUUACUUUGCCAAAGCGCCUCAUGACUAUCGCACCAUUUUGUGCGUGUAUUUAGGGUUGUUGUAAACUUGGUGUUUAUAGUCCCGCAGACACACACAGUAAGAUACACAAAAACUAUCUAGUUUAAACUGGGGCUCAACAUAUUUAUGUCCAGCAGAAAUAUUUACAACCAUUACCAACCACAUUUCACACAUGCAUCCGGGGCAGAUUUACAGUGUUACUUAAAAACAUCAGGUCACAUACAGGCGCCCACGUGCACACAAAAUCAGCGGAUGUUGCCCAAACACACUCUUGUAUAAGAGGCUUUAGCCGGCUUAUAAUGUAAACGCUCAUAAACGACACAAAAAUAAGUCUGUUUCAGCAGCGUGAAACUGUGAGGCGUAAAGUUUCAUAUGCUGGUUUCACACGUCUGUAAGGCAGAAACAGAAAAUGAUCCUUAUGAGAGCCUUGUGACAGGAUGGCCACAUGCACUCCUUCACUCACUCACACACACACACACACAUAUAAAGUGCAGUGAAAGUGUGAAAUUCAGUGCAAGCUAUUUCGGUUUAUCCAUGAGAGUCUUUUAGUUACACUUUGUCGCAAAAAAAAAUGGUUCACAUGGGAAAUGAAGAUCUCUGUGUGCAAAAGUGAGUGGGUAAAAUUGAGUUACUCCCGUUCUUUUGUCCUUGCAGAAGAGUGAAGAGGAUCUUUCCAGCUGUUUGUGGCAGCUGUGAGAGUGAGAGAUGUUCAGAAAGAAAGAAUAACAAAAGAGAAACGAAUCAAAGAAAGAGAGGAGUGAAAGACAAGAAGAUUGCAGAGCUGACUAGGAUAAGAGUGACGAGGAAAUCUGAGAGCUCUGUUUGCCCCAUCUGUCUGUCUGUCUGUGUGUGUAGAUAUACUUCAAAGAGUGGUACAGGAUAGUUGUGGUUUCCAGUGCUACCUGAUGAAGCUAAUUGAGUGUACUCUAGUAAAAGUACAGUUAGAAUAAAUACUAAAACACUGUAUCAAUAUCGCUUAUUAAAAUAAUUCCCUAAAAAACAAAGUAAAUCUGCAAAAGGUACUUUGAAGAGCCGUGUAACAUCUAUCCAUUGCGUUGGAACAGAUAGAUUGCUAACAGUAUGCUAGCAACUUGUUCUCUUGGCAUAGCACCCUUGGCUCUGUCCAAAGGUUAUGAAAUCUGCCUACUGAAAACUGUAACAAGUAGAUUAGUGAGCUUUAAAGACCUGGAAUGUGGAGUUUGUGACUCUUGGACGCAGCUUGGCUAUUUUUUUCUCGCCUGCUUUCAGUCUCUGUGAUAUGCUAAGCUGCCCGGCUGCUAGCAAUAAUUUCAUAGCUUUAUAGUUUGAUGCCAAAGCAGUGGAACUGUAAUCUCAUAGUUGUACGGCAGCGAGUCGAACGGCGUACAGAUAUGGUAGUGCCAGCAACAGAACUUAAUACAGAUGUAGUUCUGUUUAGCAAAUUGACUAUCUUAUCCAACCAUGAUAGCAAACUAGAUUUUUGUAGUUAGGGCUUCAAAUAAUAAAGAAUAACUGAGGAAAUCCUUCAGAAGGAACCCUCUGAGCAAUAGACGGCUAUUAGACAUAUAGUUUAUUUUAGACCUAAUUUCAACCGUCUAGAUUCUGUAUAUUUUUGGACAGAAUUUAGACAUUAUUCGAUAACUAUUUAUUUCAAAAAGCAACUGUGAGUUGCAUAACUGAUUUCCAAGUACUUAACCAAAAUAAUCAGACAGCUGUUAAGCAAUAUACAGUGUGGUUUAGAUAUAGCUCUGCUAACUUGCUAGUCUCAACUUGGUCUAAAUUUAGAUGUCUUAAAAACUUUCAUUUCUAGACCUGUAAUAGCCUGAUUUUAGACCAGUUGUCUAGGCUACAUCUAGUUGUCUAUUAGACCUCUUUUAGAUCAAAAAAUGCUCAGUUGGUACUUAAAGGGAUAUUCCAGUGUAAGAUUAAUGUAGGGUCAUGGAAAUGCAAUCAGACCGAGACGCCAAGGCACCAUACCAGUACCGUACUACUUCAAGGAAAUGAUAAAGUAAUGAUCAUAAAUGUUCUUCCUUGAGCUGCGUCACCCCGCUGUAGUCCGUAAUGGAUUGGCCUUAGGUCUCACAAUAAACAAGCGGCUGCUGGAAGAGAAUAGGUGAGUUGUGUUUUGUCUCUUUGCUCUUUGUCUCUUUGUGCUAUGGCUGGGACCCUAUAUGUACUGUUGAUGAAGUUAGGUGCUGUUCUGAGCAUUAUUUGUGGCUAUAGAGUGGCGUUUUGGUUGAGGUUUGUUUAUGGCUCCUCAGACCGCUGUGUAUCACUAUCUGCGGUCGUUACUAAAGUUGGUAAAACUAGAAAAGAAAACGAUCGGCAACAUUCAUCUCUCAAGGGGGUGUCUCGGUAUUACAGUGUGUUUGACCCUAAAUUAAUUUCACACCAGAAUAUCCCUUUAAUCUUUGGGUUUGAACAGAACUUUGUGGUUUAUUGUGCAAAAUCGCCAAACCUUUAACAUCUGAGGAUGUGAUUCCUUAUUGUAAAGGUAUCCAGCUGUAUCACAGACUGCACUAACCAGACAGACAGACUUUACAGUAGAGCCAUACAAUCACCGUGGCUUUAAGAUUAUAUAACUUUCCUCUGAAGCUCAGUGAAGUAUAAAAUAGCAUGAAAUGGGAAUACUACCUGGAGAUUAUACUACAGUGCAGCACUUGAGUAAGUCAUAUUUCCCUUUGUGUGUGUGUGUAUUUGUGUUUAUAUGUCCCACAGGGCAUGGGCAAAGCUCAGAGAGUUAUAGUCAGUACAGUAGAAUAAACCAGGAGCUGUGUGUCUGCCUGAUGCUGCAGCUGUUGUUUAAGUGCAGGUAUGCUUAAACUCUUUCCACUGAACAGCUCCUCAAGGACUCUGCUCCAAGAAGCACAGGCUGGACAUGUGCACAUAGACGCAUGCAUACAUACGCAUGCACGUGCUCGCACGGAUGCGCGCGCACACACAGUCACAAACAUUCUGCGGUCAUGCACUAAAAGCCACGGUGGAUUUACGAGAGGAGUCCUUUCCAAAAAUCUAUUAUUUCCAUAUGGUUCUAAUACACACUCGGACUGCCAAGAGCAGCACAGAGACUAAAUGAAUAGAUGUGUGUUAGAGUGUGUAUAUCGGGCAUGAUUGCGUGUUUGCACUUACUCCAGGAUCUCAAGUUAAUUUUCUCGUCUUUAUUAGCUGUUUUUCCUCAAUUUUUCUUCACAGCAUCCAACUCCACCCUCAUUUCUCCUGGGACUUGGAGAAAAAUAUCCAUCUGUGCUUAACAGCAGCUGAUUUCGUAUUGGAUCAAUGUGUGGCACCUCACUCUCACUUUCUAUCUCUCACUCUCACUCUCUGCGUUUCUGUCCUGCAGGUGUGUGGAGGAGGUGCGUUGGACUCCAGAGCUGAGCAGUGUGCAGCGUUUAACACCCAGGAGUUCAUGGGUCGCCUCUACAACUGGGAACCUUUCACUGAGGGUGAGGACUGAGUAAACACACACAUUUUGCUGCACAGAGCUUCAAUGUGAUAAUAGGCUUAUAGUUUAAGAAUUAAAUGUUGAAAGAGGGAGGAAGCAGGAGGGGGGAACCAUCUGUAAAAUGUGUGUUUAAGUGAGUGAAAUGUUGCUACGGUAUUAGUGUGUUGGCAGGCCUCCACCGCCUGCCCAACCCUCCGCAACCCCUCCUCUCGGAGAGGUGGUGCGUGUGGUGUCAAGGGUGUUGAGAGUCGAGGGGAAAAGAGAAUGACUGGAACUCAAUCUGCUUUUUAUUCUUUGCUCUAAAUGCUCUCCUUCCUCUCUUUUUCCUCCCAUUUGUCCAAUGUCUCCCGUCCUCUCCUGCCAAAUUUUCUCCUCCCUGCUCUGACUAAGCACUCAGAUUCCUACUGAGUGAGACAAAGAGGGAGCGAGUGAGAGAGAGAGAAAGAGAGAGAGAGAGUCUGAAAAAAAGGGAGGUGAGAGGUGAUGAGAUGCGAGUGUUUUUGUCACAUGACGGCUGGGAGCAAAGGGAGAAAACGUGGCUGUGUCUGUGUGCGUAUCUGACUUUCUUUCUGAGUGCGUCCUUGUGUGGUUGAGUGUGUUUGUUUACUUUCUUGUUAAGAGUACAAUGGUCCAACUGCAUGGCGGAGAUUGUGUCUAUUUAUCUUUGUUUUCCAAUGCUGGGGGGGAAGUAGGGGACAGAGAGGAAAAACAGAUAUUUGAAGAAUUUGGAAGAAAAGGGGGACAGUAAAUAGAGAAAAUAUUGAAAACGUGGGGACUUAGGGAGUAAGAGAAGGAGGAGGGGAAGAGAAAGAAGCACAGCUGUUCGCUGAUAUCAACAGUACUUGGCAUAAGAGUCGUAUAUACGGUGAAGAUGCCUCUGUGUGUUUACAGUAUGGGCUCGCUGGUAUGUGUGCUUCUGCGGUAGAAGAACAGCUCAGUGGAUCUGAGAUAACAUGUGGAAAAAUGUUUGUGGAUGUAAGUCUGUGUAUGUGUCUGCCUGUGCACUGUAUCUGCUGGCAGAUGUUCCUAAACAUAGAGCCAAAACACUAGAACAGCAACACAAAUCAACGACGUUAAUUCAGUCUUACUCCGUGUACAACAACACAAGCAUAACAAGAACACUUGUUCAAGCAUACUACUAAAACCAGACUAAAACUUUUGCUGAGACUGUAACAUAAAUAAGGUUUCAUGACAUUUUGAGAAUAUUUUGGUAUGACCAGGUUACAGGCCUGUUUUGGAAAGUAAAAAAAGAUUUUUGGCGAUACUUUCUGCUUUUUCAAACAACAAAAUGUCAGUAAAUUUGCAAAGAUGUCAGGUGUUUAAAACUUGCACACGUUGACUCUUCUGUGAACACCAUCUCCUCAUAAAUAAAAACAGAUAUAUUUUCACUGGCAGCAGAGUUUGUUUAAAAAUGAGAAAAACAAGACAGAUGAUUUUACGUGUCUUUGCCAGACCACUAAACCACAUCUUUUAUCACUUUUCUGAUUAAGUGGCCUUGAUGAAAAUUUUAUGUUCCGUGUUAAAUUGGACUUUAAAGUUGCUCCAAUUAAGAAAUACCCCAAAGGUAAUGUUGUAACCUAAAGGAGUAAAGUGCUUAUAACCCACCGAAAAAUAUCCCUCAACACCCCCACAGCUUUUUCCUACGGAUCAUUUUAGCGUCUUUUAGUCGGUUGUUUGAGUUUCACUUUCACCAACCUCACAGUCUUGGUUCCAGAUGCAGCUGGCAGAUGUUUUGAGUUAAAAAGCUCUGACAGAAAAAAAGCAUUACGCUCUACCUGCUCAGCACUGAAAUAACAAACAGACAAAUACUUGAUUAGACAGAAAGUGGGACAUCCAAGCCGCUAAAGUGGAAAAGGUUUCCUGUUGUCUGAGAAAAAGGAGAAAAACAUACAAGACAAGUGAAAAUUGGACCCAGUUUCUUUGUGGUAUUCAAGAAAUUAACUCCAAAUACAUUUGCAGAUACUUUGUGACUUCUAAAAACCCAAACUUCUUAGGUUUCAUACUUAAUGUGUUUCUGUUGAGACCCUUAAAUGAUACUUUAAAGCUGUCAAAACCAAAACACAUAAAGCAGCUUUUAAUGUAUUUCUGUUUUAUGUGCUCAAACACAACAUGAACUGAGCUCCAUGAAUAAGCAAGAGUGACCCUUUGCUUCUUUUAUUCUGUGUCAUGCAUGCGUUUGAAAUUACCAUAAAGCCCUUUAGGGCGUUUCGUUGGUGCAGCAGUCCUAGAUUUGAUUUAUCCACCCAGAUCCCGGCCUUUCUUUGCAGGCCUUGCAUGUUUCCCUGAUUCCUGAAUGGAUUUCCUUCUGCAAAUCCAAAGACAUGCUGGUUGGAGUGGACCAUAUGGACAAAAUUAUGGUGCCAUUUUGUUUUGCAACCAAAAACUUUGUGAUAUAACAUUUUUAUUCAUCUGGAAACUUUGAAUCUGCAGGAGAAAAAAACUGAUAAGAAAGUUGCCACUAUGCAAACCCUGUCCCCUCAGUUGUGUCUGUGGUUGUGUUUGCCCUGUUGCCCCAGUUUGUGCUCAAUAUCCUCCUGUGUCCCCAGAGGAUCUGCGGUUAUAGAUAAUUGGUAGAUUGCAAAUUGCAUUUACAUUUCUAAUAUGAAAGGUCAGAGGCAGGUGUUUUCUUGUUAGAGAACUUCUGUUGAUUUUGCUGACGUGUUGCGUCUUGUCAGAGCAGCCGAUCAAUUACGUAGAUGCAGUCAGAUCUAGACUCCAUAUGCCGUACAUGUGCCUCAGAAGUCAUCACGGGGGUAUCAGCUGGAGUCUUGCUGUCUGCACAAACACAGGGGCUUUCCUUUCACCGACCACCCCCUGUUUUGUGUGUUUCAGGGAAAAGAUAGAGAUUACUGUAUUUAUCUGCUCUUAAAUUCUUCAUACCUGCUCUGCCUCCUUGCCCUUUUGCUGAGAGGGGAAGAAAAACAGACAGUUUCUGAUGGGGAGGGGACCGGGGAAUGUGAAACCAUGAAUAUGUUGUUCGAAGCCACAUUCUAGUCGAGUUAAUGUGAGAAUAAUUUGGAUGAAAGAAGCCACCAAAUGGCUGAUGUUGGAUUUAUAGGUUGACAGUAAUACGAGAAGAUAUAAGGCUGUAUUUGUCUGAAGGUUUUUCAGAUGACGUCAGCCGGGUCACACACACUCCAUCAGUGCUGGAGAUGAUCCUUUCCACUCUGCUAAGUAAACUGUAUCACACUGUUUACUCCAGCCCGCUCCCAUUGGCUGCAGCCCAAUCCUUCAUAUCUAGUUUCCCAUCAGCACACUGCAGGCUGCAGGAGUGUGCGUGUGCGUGCGUGAUGUAUUAGUCAUUUAUCUCCAGCUGCACUCAUCUGUUUAGGACUUCAUGUGGCACUGCAUACAUUUCCACUUUGUAUUUAUGUUUGACCCCGCAGUUAGCUUUUGCUACUUAGCAUGUGAUUUUUCUGCCCCAAAGGUGACAGCUGGGCUAUGUAUGUACUACAGAGUGUUGUGGCCUAUGGUUUGAAACUGGAUGCUUACACUGUAAAGCUGCCACUACAGCUGUAAACCACAGAAGUUAUAGUCCUGAUUCAUUUCAGCGGUUUCCCCCCCCCGUCCACAAGCUGAGCUCUCAAUAGCACUUCCUCUUAGUUUUGUUAACGCUGCACGUGCAGGUGUUGUUUUACUUGAAUAUUCCCUUUUUUCAGGCUUCAUCCCCUCUCUGCGCACUCAUCCUCUCCUCUUCCUGUCCCACUGCCUCUCUCUUUCUCUCUCCCUGUUGGAGUUUGUUUAGACGGAGAGAUAGUGGGGAAGUAUAUUUAGACGACAUAUAUUCCACUGUCUGAACACUAAGCUCAGAGAGAGAGAUAAAGGGAGGGAGACAGUGGAAGAGAAAGAGAGGCGGAAAAAAAAGAGAGACAGAGAAGUAGUGAGAGACAAAUAAAAGAUAAAGCCAGGAAAGGAGGGAAAGAAUUCAAGGUGACUGGGAGAUGGAAGAGAGGGAAGAGGAGUGGCGAAGGAGACGAGGAAGGUGAACGCAGAGAGGGAGAGGCAGGGAGUGCAUGAGUGGCAACACGUCUCCCACUUUUAGCUCUCCCUCUCUUUUCGGUCACUGUCUCCAGUCUCUAAUCUCUUGGAGAUAACCAUGACAGGCUGAUGGAGAGAACAUGAGUGGAGAGAGAGAGCAGCAGGAAACUCUGCCUCCCUUUCUGUUUCUUUCUAAAUAUGUACUUUAUAUCUGCUUCCAUGUCAUUAUCAGACGGUAGACAAUUAAUCUGCUCUCCUAAAGUAGCACAAGCUCUUACGUUGUUUUUGGAUUCACAAUAAGUCUUUGGAUAUCCGUUUUUAAAGUGGAAAGUGUUUCUCGAACUCACUACAACAGUACUGUAUGAAAAAUAAUUAUCUUAUGGCUAUAAUUAAUCAUAUAAAUGGAUCCAUAUAUCUGUAUAAAGUUCGCCAGAGGAACUGAGAGCUAGUCUGGUGAAAUAUGAUCAGAGUAAAGCAUAUUGAGAGAAGAAACCAAGGCCAGAGUCAUCUUCACAUAUAACCAAAACUUACAUGUUGUUUUUUGUAAAUGUUAAGUGACCCUUCUUUACUCACAUUGGCACCACAUAUGCUGAUGAUACCUUGUUGUAUGUUAGUGAUCUUACAUACUGAAUGCUUUCUUUCACAAGUUGGUUCAAACAUUGAAGAAAUUACUGAUUUUUAACAACAGGAAAAUAAACUAAUAAGUCUGCCUUAGUGCACACAAAAGAGCCGUGUACCUGACUUUGACAUCUGCUGAAGCACCAGCACAACAUAUUUGAAGCAUUUAUAAGCCAAGUCAUCCAGCCGGUGAUGCAGUGACUAAAUUCGCCUGCAAAGUUUUGGAAAGAUAAACAUCCAGCCGGGGUCAACUGUUUGGUGUGGAAAGCUUGCUGACCCACUUCUAAGCCACUACUACACACCUUAAUGUCCCUAACAUUCAGAAUUUGGCAAACAAAGCCAUGAAUCAGGAUCGAUGACUCACAGAUUAUAAACACACACAUGGAGUGAAGGUCGGAGUUUUUAUUUUUAGGGAGUUUAACCGCAGAGAGUCCACCACAUUUAUUAUUCAAGUGGCAACAAUAACGUCAUGACUUGGUUUUCCCUCUUUAAUCUUACAACCCCUACAUCUGGCCCUUCUCUUUAGGCUGGAUGAGACUUGUGCACUUCUUACUUACACACUUAAUAGAAAAGUUGUUUUAAUUCAGCUCUGAGAUUCAAUGUGCUUUAUUUGGAUUUAUGAUUUUGUGCUCUCUAUAGGACCCUCAAGCUCAAACCAAGGAUCUGAUGACCUUUCAUCCAUGUCCUCUCCUUUAUCUCCUGUGAACCUCUUGCCUCUGAAAACAAUAAGCUUUUGGCUAUUUGCUGAAAGGACAUUUUCCCAUGGCUUAAACAGUCUUUAAUAUUAUCAUAUGAAAAUGUAGUGACAGUAUAAUAUCAGAAUCAUUCCACGGUUUAAUUAGAUUUUCCUAAAGGAGGAACUGUUUCAAAGAAACGCCUAGUUCUCAAACCGCUCCAGGGACAGUACAAUAAAACUGUACAAUAUUUUCUUCUGACCACUUUUUGGCAAGGUGUUCGAGUUAUUCUGUGAAUGUAAAUGAAGUAUCAGGUACAUUUCUGUCUGAAUUUGGCAGAGAAAUAGGAAACCACAGUAUAAGAAGUCAUAUAUCCUGAAGGUCAGAAUUUGUCCUUUUAACCCCUGAACCACCACAGACACACAUACCUCUCCUCUAUAGGUAACUAAACCUAUAAGGCAUUAUUACCCAUACCAGGAUCUCAGGUUUGAACUCUGUUUGACACACGCACAACAGCUUUGCCCGAGCCCUUUAACCCUGUUGCACAACCUCAGUCUAUAACCUUAAAGAAAACAUGUAGCUGCUCAGUGCUCCUCUUUGUUCUCCAACAUUGUCUGUCAUGUAAUAGGAUAAGUUUAAUAUUUUUUCUUCUAUUUGAGACAGUGAUCCCUCCUCCUGUGUUAGGGUCUGCACCAACCCGUUUUUGAUUUUAAAUGCUUAAAAGAAACACAUAAAUUAGCUUUUUCGCAUCAAGACUUUUUGACUUUGUCAGGAACCUCUAUUUCAACAAAAAAAAAAAAAAAUGAAAUUGACUAAAUUAUAAAAUGCUCUCAUUAAUAUUAUGGCACUUGUCGUGUUAGGGUCGCUGUUGACCUUGUUAGAUCAAUAUCUAAUAAUUUGAGCAAAAAUCAUAAGUGUACUGUCAAGCACCACACUGACAGUCAGAUCCUCUUCCAAUCAUGUGAGAUUUAGGAAAGUCUUAUUUUGCCUGUUUUUUCCCUGCACAAAAAACAACGUUGGGCAUGUCCAGACAUGUGAGAUCAAUUCAGUAUAGAUGUCUGUGUGAGGGGUAUUCUGACAAAGAAAGGCCCGGCAGCACACAACAAAAACUAUUAUAAGCAAUAUUUUCAUGGAUAAUGAAGCCAAACAAGGUAACCUAGAGAUGAGAACCAAAGUGGAUGACAGAGAAUUGUUUUUAGUGUAAUUUACAGCUGAUUUAAGACACAGGUUGAGAGAGUUAUUUUCAACUGUCUGUAUCACAGUUAUCAAAAUAUAUAUACAUAAUGGCAAAUAAAAGUCAUACGAUUCAUUUAAACUGUACAUACUUCACCACAGUUCAUUCAGAAGAUCAUACUUCAAAUAAAGUAGUCGGGAAGUGACAGUAAUAAAGAUUACCAACUAACCAAAGACUGGAGAGCUCAGUUCUCUGCUCCCACCUUCUUAGGUAGGUUACCAACCUCUGCUGGGUGGUGACUGUACAAUCAGUCUGUAAGGUCUAAAAUUACUUCACUCAGUGGGCUCACAGGAUGGAUUAAAAAAAACACGGAUGGCACAACAGCUACCCCAUGUAAAGCUGAAAAGUUUAGAGCUCCCUCUGGUGACGUCUCCAUAGUAACAGAUGGGACAUGGGAGAUUACAUGAUUUCAGUUUAGAACAAAGAAACUGAUUAUUUGAGGUUUUAGUAAGAAGAGGUUACAUGAUGCAGCUAAAGCAUACACCCAGACUGAUAUGCUGUCAUACCGAUAAAGGAGAUGAGGAUGUAUUUUACUUCUAAGACAAACCCUUUUUGUAUCUCCCUUUGUGUUCUCAACAGGCCUGUUUGUCGGCCUAUUCUCUUGGUAUCAAAGCACGCCGAUUCCUGUCUUUCCCUUGAAGCUAUCUCGUCUUUCUCUGAGCUUUCUUUCUCUUCUUUCUGUCCAGCUACAUGCCUCCCUGUUGUGGGUGUCUGUUUGGUUCCUCUCAUAAAUCAAACCCUCCUCAGGCUCAUGUUUUCACUGCUCUUCUGCUCUUCUGGGGAAGUUUCUCCAGGGAAUGUGCAACAGAGAGUGCACUUUAAGCAGGGGGGAAAUAAUGAAUUACUUUAGUGCUUCUUGACAGUCAGGGGUUAGAUGGUCUUACCUCGGUUUCCUGACCACAUGGAAAGAUGUUCAUCACCCAGCUGUGUCUUCUCAACACCAGGCAGAAAUAAAAGAACAGGAGAUCUAUUUCACUUAUGCAACUUACAAGCUGUGCUAUAAUCCACCUAAUGUGUGUACGUGUUUAUGCGUGUGUGUGUGUUUGUGUUGCAGUUGGUGCGGACAAGCAGUGUGAGCUGACCUGCAGACCAGCUGGCUACCGUUUUUAUGUCCGUCAGGCUGAGCGGGUCAGAGAUGGGACCCUGUGCUUCAACGUGAGCACAAAUGACGUCUGUGUCGAAGGACGGUGUCUGGUGAGUGUGUUUAGAUGUGAGUUUGUGUGUGUGAUAAAAUUUCACGUUCACAUCAGCGAACUGAGCCCAAGACUCUGCUGUGCAGCCAAGGUUGAGAAAAACCAGAACCUGGCUCUCCAAGUCUCUCGUCUGGAGGCUGAUUUAAGCAUGGCAUUCAAACUCAGGUUGUCUCCAGUCUUCUUUACUAGCUAGCCCCUGACCUUUUUCUCUGUGCUCCCCCUCUCUUUCUUUCAUUUGGCCUUUUUGAUUCACUUUCUAAUUUUGCCCUUUUUAAAUCACCUCUUUCUAGUAGGAAUCUUGCCAGAAACAGUCCCCAAUUCACACAAACACCGGUGAAAUAAACACUGCCAAUGGACACGAAAUGUCAACAAGUUUCAAGCAGCUUUUUCCUGCCUCUCCUGCUUCUCUCUACUCCUUUCAUUGUCCGUCCCAUCAUUCAUGUCAUUCCACCUUCUCUUGCCAGACGGAGGGCUGCGACGGUGUCCUUGGCUCCGGCUCUGUGAUUGACAAGUGUGGAGUGUGCGGAGGGCAAGAAACCUCCUGCCGAAAGGUGACUGGAAGCUUCCAAAAUGUCACCGUUCCCCUCGGUUACCACAAGAUCCUGGACAUCCCUCCUGGAGCGACAUUUAUCAAUAUUACAGAGAGACGAGCCAGUCCAAAUUACCUGGGUAAGACCUUGUUUAAGACGAAAAACUGUUCUCACACACAAGCAUUUGCAGAUUUAUUGGCGUGCUGGUUACAGUGUGAGUCGCAGAGGAAAAUGCAGAUGUUGCUGGCUUGGACUAAGGAGACUGCGGGUGUUGUGGCAAACUCAAAGCAGAUAAAUUCAGAGUUUUAACAGCUUAUAAGGAACCGUUGAAGUGUGUGCAUGUGUGCUUGUGAAUGUUUGUCAUCUCCCUGUGUAGUAAGGAGACAGCACUCCGAAGUCUGUGUUUGUCUUUCUGGAAGUGUAUUUGAGCUCAUGGGGUUAUCCUCAGAACUCACUGCUUUGUAGACUAAACAUGGUCAAAACAAGAGAAAGACAAAACUUGACCCAAAUCUUCUCCAUCUAACCCCCCACCACUCUCUUUCUUCAGCCAUGAGAAGCGGCACUGGGGUGUCGGUGGUGAACGGGCGUUGGGCUGUGGAUCCACCAGGGGAAUACCAGGCUGGAGGGACCUCCUUCACCUACGCCCGACCUCGAGCACAGGUCGAGGGGGAGGAGGAGAAAGGAGAGUCCCUGAGGGCUCGAGGACCCACCACUGCCCAGCUGCAGCUAUAUGUGAGCACAGGAGCACAGGAAGGCUUUUAAUUUAACCCUAUAAGCAAACAUGCACCGUGGAAUGGCGAAAUUAAGUUACCGAUAAGAAUCACAUUCAUACUCAUAGACACAUAUGUGAACAUACAUCUCCAUAACAUUUUUCUAAGCCUAAGGCUACACAUGCCUGCUCUGUGUCAAGAUCCGCAAGAUAGACUGCAUUAAAUUGGUAUUACUGCAGGAUAAAGACAGCUAUACUAGAGCUUAACCUGAGCCACAUCAUCGUAUCCAGAGCUCAAUAAUAACAACUCUAACCUCAGGCUAAGAUCUUAUUAAAGAACGGGAGUCAUCUACAGCUUUGCAUCCAGCAGCUUUGGAGCAGGAGGGGGUAAAAACAGCCAGGAUCAGCCAGAGCCGGAGUUUGAACUCCUCUUGAAUCGCUGGAAUUUUUAAGACUCCGUGAGGUUUUGAAAUAAGACACAAAAAGACUAAAAGUCAGUUACCACCCAAGUGGUUCUGCAAGGAUGAAAUUCUUAUUACAUGCUCUAAAUAAACUCUUGAUAAUUGAAAAACAGAAAAACAAAUCUGCUCUCAGUGGUCUGGGACAAGAUUUACAGGUCUGUAUCUGGUGUAUGUCGCUGUAGAGGAAAGUCAAUAUAGAGUGUUUGUUGAAGUGUUUAUAGCAAACAUUCGCUCACACUAUGAGUUUUUUUUUAUCUUUAAAUAUAACUCAGAGCCACUGAGCAUGAUGCCAUCAGAUGUAAAUAAAGAUCAAAGUGUCUAUCAUUAUGCAAUAAUUAAGUCAGGAUGAUAGUUAUCAUUAGAUCCUGUCCAACAGUGUCAACAUGUCCUCAGUUUGAGUUAUUAAUGUAGUGCCUUGUGUGCAGAUGUACAGGUUUGUUAAUUUGAAGAGUCCCUGAUUGUGUCUGCAGUGUAUAGAAUAUCAAUACAUGCACAUAACUCAUGCAGGGACCUGUAUUUACUCUCUGCACUUGUAGGGGAAUGAGGGAGAGGAAUUGAAUAUGCCAGCUUCAGCCCAGUGUAUUUUAGUCUAAAGGCUAAAAUCUGCCAUGCAAAUAUCAACAUGCCAGCCUGCAUGUGCACCUGGCUCUUAAAGGGAAUGUGAGCAGGCAUCCUGACUGCUUGUGCUUUACUUAGCACUGAGAUUGUGCACCAUUUAACCAGCAAAUGUGGUGGAUCAUGUCCUAGUUCACGCUGCACUAUGCGCCUUUAGACCGUGCAUUUUAGAUCAGUUACACAGCGCCAUGAAUCAUUGCCGGAUCAAAAAGAAAAGAGCAUUUUUGGCUGUUGAUCAAACUAUAUUUACAUCAUUUGAAAAAAAGUCAGUGUGGAUAAAAGUUUUGCUGUCGUGCAACUGUAGUUUAUGAAGUUUUGCGGGCAUUGACUGUAUAAGAUCCCGUAGGAGGGGUCAGUAUUAAGAGGAGGGACACAUAAUGACACACAGGCAUCCUCAAGCAGUCUUUGUCAGUGUAGCUCUGUAGCUCACCUCGCCCUUUGACCCCCUGUGAGGGAGGAAAAAAGCUGUUUUAAGGGUGUUUUCCAUCUCUGACUCUUCUUUAGCUUUGUUUCUCUCUCUCUUCUUUCCCUCUCCUCAGAUCAUUUUCCAUAAGGAGAACCCAGGAAUUGACUAUGAGUUUUAUGUCCCUGUGGAGAAGAAGGACGGAGAGAGGGAGCCACCCAGAGAAGCACCCAGAGAGGCACCCAGAGACAGGCCGAGGGAGCGAGAGCCAGGAAGGGCACCCCUUCGCAGUACGAAAAUCCCUUAAUCUUUUUAAUUUUCUUUGUUUUUACGGUCAGCUGUGUUCUGUGCUUGUUCUUUAAGGUAACACAGAGACACCAGGUCGUAUAUGUACAUCUGAAAUGAAUCUUAAAUAGAGCGGAAGAUCUUGAGAUUCAUUCUUUCCAAAUUAGUCAGGGAAACACCACUCCAGCCCACAUCCUUGGAGAAUGAUUGACGUGUUUAUGGAUCAGGACGGGUGUGGUUGUGGGCCAAGUAGGAGGGAUUAUUGUGUUUGUGUGUUUGUGUUUGACCUAGAUGGGAGGCUAUCUGGUCCACAUGUUCGCUGUCAUGAGACCCUGACCUCAUCAUGACAUCAUUAGCCUCUGACUCACUGCCUUCCUCCUAUUUUAGAUAUUUCAACAUUCAGCUCUUCCCUCUCUCUUUAUCGCCUUUUCCUCUCCCUCCUCCUGUCUGUUUCCCAGUCUCUCCCCCUUUACCUCCAGUGUUUCCCAUUUGUCUUUAUGUCCACCUUUGUUUUUUCUACCAUCACAGGUCCUCACUCCGUGUCAGUAGAAGACUCCCCUCCUGUUCCUCCUGUUUCACGCCCUUCUUUCCCCUCUCACUCGUCUGAUCGUUGGGCGCUUGAGAGAUCCCGUCCACGGGGCUCUGCACCCAACAGGAAUGCCCGGAUCCCCCCUCGCACUGACCUGCCACCUGACACUCAUCCUCCAUUUGUGUGGAGGAGAGGUGGACUCACAGAGUGUUCAGCUUCCUGUGGCAAAGGUCAGAACCAGAUAAACCUUUUAGAUCUUCAUAUUUAUGUCAUGCUUUGAUAAACUCCCCUAAACACAAAAUUCAACCUACAUACAUUGAGUGCUGUGACGUUGCCCUCCUCUGGCUGCAGGAUGCAACUACAUGAGUAUGAGAAAAAGGGGUUUUGAGCACAUAUUCUUCUCUCUCUUUUUUUUCUGAAGGUUUCCAGCACAGAGUCAUUCUAUGUAUAGAUCGCCACAAUGACGAGGAAGUCCCUGAGAGAAAAUGUGACUCCGCCGCCAAACCUGUCCCUGAGGAGGAACCGUGUAACACACACCCCUGCCCACCAUUGUGAGGAGAUACACAGUCAUAUAUCACACAGACAAUUUAAAGAUUUAUAUUCGGUUAAAAAACUUGAGUCCUCCAGGGAUGCUUCCUGCAUUUUUCACAGCUUGUAAGUCACUGCAUAAAGACUGCACUACACUUACCCCCUUUUGCCUCUUUUAAUCAAUAAAGAAAACUAUGACAGUUUAUGAAUGUCCAGAACAGAAAAAAAAGUCACAGAUUUUUCUGGAGCAGCAUAUCUAGUAAAAUGUGCCUUCAUUCUGUCUCUCCUCGGUUCACUGUCUCUCUCAGCUGGGAGGCGAGUUCAUGGUCAGAGUGCAGCGUGUCCUGUGGCCCCGGGGUGCAGCAGCGGCAGCUCCAGUGCAGGCAGAGCUUCGGAAAUCGCUCCACCAUGGUCCACCCGCAACGUUGUGCCAACCUCACCCCACCAGAGUCCACACAGGCGUGUCAGCUCACCCUCUGCUCCCACUGGGAGGUCAGCUCUGACUGGAGCUCGGUAGGUCAAAAUCACCAGGACAAUGAGUGCUACAUGCACCACCUGAUGGGCGAAAGUAGGCCAAAUGAUGCAUUACAUGAUGUGUCAGUGAAAAAGAGGAUUCAUGGGUGGAGUGGUCUUUUAAUAAAUACCAAGGCUUUGGGAAUGGAGUGUCUUUAUAUUGGGUGUGUUGCAUGUUUAAAAACCAUGUUCCUGUUGAUUGAGUCACAUGUUAUGGAUGAUCUUAAAAUCCCAAGACAUCACAGAUAAAACUAACAGGCGCCUGUAGCUUUAAAUGACAAAUUGAAACCACUAAUUUUGUUCCUCUAGCAAAGAUUUGAUGUUUGUUUCACAGACUUUCCCCCUCAGUUUUCUUAGAUACUAGUUAAAUAGAUUGUUUUUAUUCAUAUUUGACAACUGUGAGAAGAAUAAUGGAGAAGUACUGACUUAUAUCUGAUACCUGAUCAGUCUCUGUUAUUAACUGUAACUGAUCAGCUUCCGUUUAUUUAAGCUAAAGUGAGUGUUAACUGUAUAUGUCUUGAUAUCAUGUUUUUUUAAAGCGCUCCUAAUCAUUCUCAUGUUUCUCUCCUCUGUUUUUCACAGUGCUCAGUGGACUGCGGAGUUGGUAGAAGGACAAGGAGUGUGCGCUGCGUCAGCGAUCAAGGGGCCGUUGUAAACGACAAGGAGUGCAACUCCAGAGCUCGGCCACAGGGGAGCGAGGAGUGCAACAUGGGCCCGUGUGUAACAAACUGGUACUUUACUGGCUGGUCUAGUACUGUGAGUAACACACAAGCACAAGAACCAAAAGAACAAAAAACAUUAACAGCAGCACUUAAGUGUAAUCCUCAACAUGAUCUUCCACUUUGUCCCUCAGUGUUCAGCACAGUGUGGCCCCGGGGUGCAGAAGAGGGAGGUGGUGUGUCUGACUCGAGGUGGAGUGAGAGAGGGUGAGGGAGGAGGGGACUGUGUUGGGGAGAAACCAGCAGAGAUGAAGGCCUGCAAUGGUGGUCCCUGCGUGUCCACAACCAUGUGGUACAGCAGCCCCUGGACACAGGUGGGAUAAUGGAAGGAGAGAAAAAGGAAAAUAUGAAGAUUAAUGAGGAAAAAUUGAAGGACCUGUGUUUCUAUUCCAUUUUUUUGUGUGUAGUUAGUUUUUAUGUGAAAGAUGUUUGUUUGUCAUUUUCUUGUUUGUUUUUUGACCUUACUUUUUUGAUUUAUUAAGUUAGAGACGUUCUCAGUAACGUGUUGUCUCUUGAAUUUGAAUUAUUGCACUCUAAAUCUAAGAAAAAAAGGUCACCACGAUUCAUUUUAUAGGUUUAUUGGUUUGUCACUUGGAUUUCAGAAAUAAAUUUAUCAUGGUAGUUUUUCUGAAAACACAUGAUUCAAAAUUUUUGUUGGUCUUUCAGUGUAACGUCCGCUGUGGGAACGGAACUCAGCGACGAGACAUCAUCUGUGUCCGGAAAACGGGGAAUGAUUUGACUGUCGUACCGGCCAGUGAGUGUGCUCAUCUGGACAAACCUGCUGCGGUGCAACAGUGUGAGAUGGGCGAGUGUCAGUCGCAGUGGUUCACAACAGAGUGGAGCGCAGUAAGACAUGCAAAGACACGGUAACCAUGAGUGGAAAUGAACUUUUAUUUCAAACCAGAUUGUUAACGCUCCCUUUGCCUUUAUUUUCAGUGCUCACGUUCAUGUGGGAAAGGCUUACAAAUGAGGGAGGUACGGUGUCUGACGCAGGACAAAAAGCACAGUCAUGAAUGUGAUCCCAGCACAAAACCUGACCAGGAGCAAACAUGCAACACGAUACCCUGUAGUCCACAGGUUGCAGGUGAGUGUGAGACCAUAGAGUUGUAUUUUAAUUCAGAUGUUUGUUUUUCUCUGUAUCAAAUUUUCCUCCUUCUCUUUCCUGCUCAUAGAUGAGAACUGCAGAGACAGACGUCAUAACUGUGUGACGGUGGUUCAGGCCAGGCUGUGUGUCUACUCCUACUACAAAACCGCCUGUUGUGCUUCCUGUACCCAGAGUGCUCAGCGCACCAAGAGGCACUGA
This is a messenger RNA of Xyrichtys novacula (pearly razorfish), 38148 nucleotides long. Lineage: Eukaryota; Metazoa; Chordata; Actinopteri; Labriformes; Labridae. The record is from the annotation of a GenBank genome assembly.